Messenger RNA from Ascochyta rabiei, 1935 nucleotides. RefSeq lists its product as uncharacterized. NCBI's taxonomy places the organism in Eukaryota, Fungi, Ascomycota, Dothideomycetes, Pleosporales, Didymellaceae. Bases 1 to 1935 code for a protein of 644 amino acids. The transcript has a single exon. The record is from RefSeq and is a predicted model, not a curated record.
AUGUACACGCGGUGGGAGAAGGGGAAAGGACGAGAAGAGGACUCCGAUUCGCUUUUCGAAUCAUCAUCCGAAGAAUCUAGUGUAGGAUCAGACAGCACGGAGGCUUGGUCGCCAAUUUACAGCCCACUCCCAGACGGCGACUACAUCAGGCUGCUUAUUCUACAACCCGGAGACUACGACGACGAUAUCGAAUGUGAGCUGAAAGUGCAAACUCACAGACGUUCGAAGAACAAGUACGCAGCGAUAUCGUAUGUUUGGGGGGAUCCUACCGACACGAUCGAUAUCGAAUGCAACCAUCACCCUGUCCCCAUUACCAGGAAUCUUGCAGACGCGCUGCGGCAGUUUCGUCAUCCUCGAACUAUCAGGAAACUAUGGGCCGACGCGCUUUGUAUCAACCAACGGGACGUCACAGAGAAAAGCAUCCAGGUCGGACGGAUGGGGAGAGUUUUUCAAAACGCCGUGAAAGUGUUGGUCUGGCUGGGAGCUGACCGGGAGGACAUUGCCAAAGACUGUUUCCAGAUGAUCAAGGACACAAACGACUACCUUGAUGAGCAGUUCAUACAGUCUGGCCGUUACUACGCGUCUAUGCCGAGAUUGAGAGCACCGUACCCCAUACCAGUAGACAAGAAGAGUUGGCUGAGGGUGGGUGCACUGCUGAGUCUGUCCUGGUUCGACCGUGUGUGGACUGUACAGGAGUGUGCGCUAGCAAAAGAGUGCCACAUGUUCUGGGGGGCCCACCGUAUCGACAUUGCCGAUGUUUUUGAAAUCUCACUGUGGUGUCGCGAGAAUGUCGAUCUGCACAUGCUCCUGGAGAUGCACGGUCUGGGGUACUGUGGCAACCUAAGGACACCGUUCGAGAAAAUACAUUGCUUGUAUGGGCGUGGUCACGGAUGGCAAAGCUCGAAACCAGUUUUGUCCUACGAGACGGAACUACGCUUCAAUUCGACAUUCAUAGCUGUAUUGAACACGGGGAAAAGCUUCCAAGCGGCGGACCCCCGCGACCACGUCUUUGCCUUCCUCGAUUGCCCGCCCGCAAAGGACGAGCAAGGGCGUUCGAUCAUACAAGCAGACUACUCCAUGUCUCUGGAGCAAGUCUGGCAUAAUGUCGCGCGUACAUUGGUAAAACACCCCGGAGAAGGGCCGUGGAUGCUCAGCGCUGUACAACAUGGGGAUAGGGAUGUCAUCGUUGAUUCUAGCCGGCCCUCAUGGAUCCCGUAUUGGAACAUGUACCAUAAUCGACCCAUGCUGGCAGACCCAGUCUUUACAUACGAGGCAGGCGGCCCAGUAAACACCUUCCUCGCGACCCCUCGAAGAGGACACACCCUUGAGAUAGCUGGCUUCCUCUUUGACGAGAUUGUGUGGAGGUCAGAUCGUUUCGAGCUGGGCGAGUUCACAUUGCACCAGUUUCAAGAGCAAGAGAAAUAUCUAGUCCAGGAGCCAUUCGUCGACAAGCUCUGGAGAGAAGCGAAGCUAGCCGCUGAGAAGUUGGGUCUCACACUGGACGAAGAAGCUUUUAUGAUGACUUUGGCAAUGGAAGAGGCGGACAUAACUGGUUGGUUUGGAGACUACCGGGGUUUAUUCCAGGCUUAUUGUGAAGUGGUGCGCGCAGAGUACAGAGGGUUGAAUGCAUUGGAUAGCCAGUCUCCUGUUGACGAAGCGAUGCUCUCAAAAGCGGUUCGGUGUAUGGAUUACCUGAAUGCAUCCACCAGGGACAACUGCCUCUUCUUAAUGCGCAAUGGAAGAGUCGGACUUGCAUCAGGGGCGGUCACAGAGGUCGGCGACCUGUGUUGCGUUUUCUCUGGAGUCAGCGUGCCUUUCCUUUUGACACCAGCUGCUAAUCGUUGGCACAAACUUGUGUCCGAGUGCUUCGUCUACGGAGCCAUGAGCGGCCAGUUGCUGCUUGAGUACGAAGCCGGUCCCAUUUUCCUUGAAUGA